AAGAUAAUCAAGCUCUAAAAUCUGUCUCAACCAGUAAGAAAGCAGUUUAAGAUCUCUUGUUCAAAAAACUUGCCAUUUCGAGUACUCUAUUUAAACAACCCAACUGCAACAACCAAAAACAUCAUCUCUCUUACAAUCGUUAGCUAGCACUUCAAUUUCGCUCAUCCAUCCAUAUAUCAGUUAGCCAUGGCAGCUUCUACAAUGGCUCUAUCUUCACCCGCAUUGGCCGGUAAGGCACUUGUUCCUUCCAGCUCUGAAGUUUUCGGUGAAGGCAGAAUCUCCAUGAGAAAAACCGUUGCAAAGCCAAAAACCGUUUCAUCUAGCCCAUGGUACGGACCUGACCGUGUUAAGUACUUGGGACCAUUCUCUGGUGAAUCUCCAUCAUACUUAACCGGUGAGUUUGCCGGUGAUUACGGUUGGGACACUGCCGGGCUUUCUGCUGAUCCAGAAACCUUCGCCAAGAACCGUGAGCUCGAGGUCAUUCACUGCAGAUGGGCUAUGUUGGGAGCUCUCGGAUGUGUUUUCCCAGAAUUGUUGUCUCGCAAUGGUGUUAAAUUUGGUGAAGCCGUUUGGUUCAAGGCCGGUUCACAAAUUUUCAGUGAAGGAGGAUUGGACUACUUGGGUAACUCAAGUUUGGUUCAUGCUCAGAGCAUCCUUGCCAUUUGGGCAACACAAGUUAUCUUGAUGGGAGCAGUUGAAGGUUACAGAGUUGCAGGAGGACCAUUAGGUGAGGUGGAGGACCCACUUUACCCUGGUGGAAGCUUCGACCCAUUAGGCUUAGCUGAUGACCCAGAAGCUUUCGCUGAAUUGAAGGUGAAGGAGAUUAAGAACGGGAGAUUGGCUAUGUUCUCCAUGUUUGGAUUCUUUGUUCAAGCAAUCGUGACUGGAAAGGGUCCUCUGGAAAAUUUGGCUGACCACUUAGCUGACCCCGUUGCCAACAACGCAUGGAACUACGCUACAAACUUUGCCCCUGGAAAAUGAUCUGAUUAAUCGACAAUCAGAUGAAAUGAACGUGUUGUCUUUGAAUUUGCAUUUUGAAGAAUUGUUUGACGUGCGUUUGUAAUGUACAUUUCGUUGUGUUUAUGAUAUUUGUGUCUAUUUCAAGCUUAACCCGGCAGAGAUUGCAAUUUGAUAUGGUUUUGCAACUCUUCUUUAAUA
Messenger RNA from Papaver somniferum (opium poppy), 1158 nucleotides. Its product is annotated as chlorophyll a-b binding protein, chloroplastic-like. Gene Ontology annotation, cellular component: chloroplast thylakoid membrane; plastoglobule; chloroplast envelope. Gene Ontology annotation, biological process: response to light stimulus; photosynthesis, light harvesting in photosystem I. Lineage: Eukaryota; Viridiplantae; Streptophyta; Magnoliopsida; Ranunculales; Papaveraceae. Bases 187 to 981 code for a protein of 264 amino acids. The record is from RefSeq and is a predicted model, not a curated record. The transcript has a single exon.